Molecule: messenger RNA, 2713 nt
Organism: Polyodon spathula (Mississippi paddlefish)
Lineage: Eukaryota; Metazoa; Chordata; Actinopteri; Acipenseriformes; Polyodontidae
Product: V-type proton ATPase 116 kDa subunit a3-like
Exons: 21
Coding region: 1-2646 (881 amino acids)
Biological process (GO): vacuolar acidification; proton transmembrane transport
Cellular component (GO): plasma membrane; vacuolar proton-transporting V-type ATPase complex; vacuolar proton-transporting V-type ATPase, V0 domain
Molecular function (GO): ATPase binding; proton-transporting ATPase activity, rotational mechanism
Source: RefSeq, a predicted model, not a curated record
AUGCGAUUCUUCAUUAAGCCAGAGGAACCAGCAAACUCCAGCUUAGGAAUCACAGCCAUGUCUGUGCAGGAAAGCGGAGAGCAGGGCCGGCAGCAAGACUCCUGUUGCUUAGCAGGGCUGUCGCUGUUUCGCAGCGAGGAGGUAUGUCUCGCGCAGCUCUUCCUCCAGUCAGCUUCCGCCUACAGCUGCGUCAGCGAGCUGGGAGAGAUGGGAUUGGUGGAAUUUCGAGAUCUGAACCCCAAUGUCAACGCCUUCCAGAGGAAGUUUGUGGGGGAGGUGCGCCGCUGUGAAGAAAUGGAGAAAACUUUCUCGUUCCUGGAGCAGGAGAUCAGGCGCGCCGGACCCUCGAUGCUGCCCCCUGUCUCCCCGGAGGCCCUCUCCUCCGCGGCCGCCUCCUCCACCCCCGCCCCCUCCCCCCGCGAGGCCCUGCGGAUCCAGGAGGAGUCGGAGCGUCUAUCCCAGGAGCUGCGGGAGGUCAGCCGGAACAGAGACUCCCUGCGGAAACAGCUGAGAGAGGCGCUGGAAUACCAGAGUGUGCUGAGAGAGAGCCAGAGAUUCACAGAGAGAUCGGAGUCCGGUUCUCCUCUCUCUGACCCGUACUCUGCCGUCGACGGAUACCAGCCCUUCCCUCAGAGGAUGGACGUCCGGCUCAGUUUCACAGCUGGGGUCAUUCACCCCUGGAAAGUGAACUCCCUGGAGAGACUGCUGUGGAGGGCGUGUCGCGGUUACAUCAUCUUCAACUUCAAAGAGAUGGACCAGCCAAUGGAGGACCCCGCUACGGGAGAGAUGAUUCACUGGGUGGUGUUUCUGGUGUCCUAUUGGGGGGAUCAGAUUGGACAGAAAGUGAAGAAGAUCUGUGAUUGCUAUCACACUCGCGUGUAUCCUUACCCACAGAACGACGAGGAGAGCCACGAAAUCCUGCAAGGACUUGAAACCAGAAUUCAGGAAACCAAAUCCGUCCUGAGCGAGACGGAGGAUUUCCUGCGGCAGGUCUUGCUGAGGGCUGUCCAGUCUCUGCCUGGCUGGUCGGUCCAGGUGCAGAAGAGCAAAGCCAUCUACCUGGUUCUGAACAUGUGCAGCGUGAGUGUGACGGACAAGUGCCUCAUCGCGGAGGUGUGGUGUGCAGUAAGGGAGCUGCCCAGACUGACACAGGCACUGCGGGAGGGGUCGCUGCGCAGCGGCUCCGGGGUCGAGUCGUUCUUUAAUCGGAUCCCGACGCAGGACACGCCCCCCACGCUGUUCCGGACCAAUCGCUUCACCGCGGGCUUCCAGGGCAUUGUUGACGCCUACGGGGUCGCGACCUACCAAGAGGUCCCCCUGUCCCCCUACACCAUCAUCACGUUCCCCUUCCUGUUUGCUGUGAUGUUUGGGGAUGUGGGUCACGGCCUCGUCAUGUUCCUCUUCGCUCUCUGGAUGGUUCUGGAGGAAAAGACCCUCCUUUUCUGGGGUUGCAAUGAAAUUUGGCGCACGUUUUUUGGGGGGCGCUAUCUGAUCCUGCUGAUGGGGGCGUUCUCCGUUUACACGGGCGCGGUUUAUAACGAGUGUUUCAGCAAAGCGAUGAACCCCUUCCCCUCGGGCUGGAGCGUGACGGGCAUGUUUGAGAACGGCGACUGGAGUGACGCUGUACUGGAAGGAAACCAGUACCUCACUCUGGAUCCCAACAUCACUGGUGUCUUUCAUGGACCAUAUCCAUUCGGCAUUGAUCCGAUCUGGAGCUUGUCAAACAAUCACUUGAACUUCCUGAAUUCCUACAAGAUGAAGAUGUCUGUGGUGAUCGGAAUCAUUCACAUGAGCUUCGGAGUGUGCCUGGGGGUCUUCAACUACAGUCACUUCAAGAAGGGGUACAGCAUUGUGCUGGUCUUCCUCCCAGAGCUGCUGUUCAUGCUCUGUCUCUUCGGGUACCUCGUUUUUAUGAUCGUCUACAAGUGGCUCGUUUACGGACCCUACAACUCCCGGACCGCCCCGAGCAUCCUGAUCCACUUCAUCAACAUGUUCCUCUUCACUACGAGUGCAGAAAACACAAUGCUGUACAAGGGACAGGAUAUCGUUCAGAUGAUAUUGGUGAUACUGGCCUUGUGUUCAGUUCCUGUACUCUUGCUUGGGAAACCCCUCUAUCUCUUCUUGAACCACUGGUUGGACUCGCAUGCCAAAAGCUCCAGCCCCUCUGAUCGGCGCCCCCUGCUGUCUCGGGAUAGGGAGGGCAGUAUCAACGCUGUCGAGGGAGACGUGGAGGAGGGAGGCUGUGCAGCCCAGGAGGAGUUUGAUUUCUCAGAGGUGUUUAUGCACCAGGCAAUCCACACUAUAGAGUACUGCCUGGGCUGCGUCUCCAACACCGCGUCGUACCUGAGACUGUGGGCGCUGAGCCUCGCACACGCGCAGCUGUCGGAGGUGCUGUGGUCAAUGGUGAUGCGGAAUGCUCUGUCCUCGUCUCAGUUCUACGGUGCCGCGAUGCUGUUUCCUGUCUUCGGCUUCUUUGCUGUGCUCACCGUCGCCAUCCUGCUGGUAAUGGAGGGGCUGUCAGCCUUCCUGCACGCGCUCCGUCUGCACUGGGUUGAGUUUCAGAACAAGUUUUACUUGGGAACUGGAUACAAACUGACUCCCUUCUGCUUCUCCUCCAUCCUGGAGAAUCUGUCCAGCUCUGUCUAAACUAUACCUUCAACACGGCAAUGCUAGCCCAGACCAAAUCUUCCAAUACAAUUUAGCAUUACUACUA